GUUCUUAAACAUUUACAGUGUAAUUCGAUGCAACCCAUUUAGGCAACUUUAGAUUUUAAAAAUGAUGUAAAAUGGCUUCAUUAUUGUUUAAUGUUUAAUAUUAAUGGACCUUAUUUUUGUGACUAAAGCGAAUAGACACAUGAGUAACAGAAAAUGUGCGCCUGUUUAGCUCUCUAUAUCAGUUUGGUAAACACGAAUUCUCUCGCUAGCAAGUAGUGAUGGAGAAAUGGAGCCUUUUGAACCGAGUCAAUUGAACCAAAUGCUUCGCAAAAUGAUUCACUGUUUCGAAGCGCUCGAAUCACCGCUCGCUGCACACAUGCUGGUCAAAACAGUGUAAAUGAACGAGAACAACAAACACAAGCGUGUGUAAUGACAACUGUAACUACUAAAGUAGUUUAAUCUAUUACAAUAUUAAAUAUAAAUCCCAAAAACAAGUGUCUGUGCAAGUUUUAAGCUUAUUUUACCAUUAAUUUACCAUUAAGUCAAUUCACUCUGACUGACUCCUUUGCCACUGACUACUGAACUAGAGCUGAUUGAGACGCACCCAGAGAUUUAGUUUGGAUAUAUUGUCUUUCUGUUAACUGUCAUCUUUAACAAGACAGUGUCCAACCACAGAAAAACUGAAGCAACUGAGAUUCAUGUGACACACCAAAGAUGGCGUUUAUUAAAGAGGAGAGUGAAGAAAUGAAGAUUGAAGAAGCAUUCAGAGUGAAACAAGAAGAUACUGAGGAACAAACAGACCUAAUGGCACUGAAAGAAGAAAGUCAAGUCAAGUCAUUGAAUGAGAAGGAAGAGAAAGAUCAGUGUGAUGAACAUCAUGAUUUCAUGACUGGAGAAAAAUCCACACAACCUGAAAUCACUUCCUUACAAAAAAGAGAAGCUCAGAAAACCAUAUCUAACGAUCAUUUCAUCUGUUUAACUCAAAAACAAAACCUUAAAGCCCACAUGAGAACUCACACCAGAGAGAAGCGUUUCACCUGCCAACAGUGUGGAAAGUCUUUCUAUGGAAAAGGAAACCUGACGGACCACAAGAGAAUUCACACUGGAGAAAAACCUUUCACUUGCCAACAGUGUGGACAGAGUUUUACUCAAAAACAAAACCUUACUGCACACAUGAGAACUCACAGCGGAGAGAAGCCUUACACCUGCCAACAUUGUGGACAGAGUUUUGCUCGUAAAGAAACUCUUAAUUUCCACAUGAGAAUUCACACUGGAGAGAGACCUUUCACCUGCCAACAUUGUGGACAGAGUUUUGCUCGUAAAGAAACCCUUAAUUUCCACAUGAAAAUUCACACUGGAGAGAGACCUUUUACCUGCAAACUGUGUGGGACAAGCUUCUCAAGAAAAGAAAGUCUUAAGACUCACAUGAGAGUUCACACUGGAGAGAAGCCAUUCAUAUGUGCUCAGUGUGGAAAGAGUUUCAGAUAUAAAGUAAACCUUAAUCAGCACAUGAAGACUCAUUUCACAGACCACGUAAUAACUCACACUAAAAAGAAGCCUUACGUUUGCCUUUAUUGUGGAAAGACUUUUAUAACCAAAUCAAACCUUGAGGUUCACAUAAGGGUUCACACUGGAGAGAAGCCUUUCACCUGCCCUCAGUGUGGAAAGAGUUUCAUACAUAAAGGAAACCUUAAAAUUCACAUGAGGCUUCACACUGGAGAGAAGCCUUACACGUGUCUUCAGUGUGAGAAGAGUUUCACAUAUCAUAGAGACCUGAAACGUCAUUUGCAAACUCAUUCUUAAAAAGCAAUUGUAGUGUUCUGUCUAUAGUAAGAGGUUUCAGAAAUCACUUGCAUAUUCACUCUGGAUGAUGACCAUUUCAUUUUGAUUAGUGUAAUAAAAAUCAUCAAAACUUA
Messenger RNA from Ctenopharyngodon idella (grass carp), 1856 nucleotides. RefSeq names its product gastrula zinc finger protein XlCGF8.2DB-like. The transcript has 2 exons. Gene Ontology annotation, cellular component: nucleus. Bases 655 to 1743 code for a protein of 362 amino acids. The record is from RefSeq and is a predicted model, not a curated record. NCBI's taxonomy places the organism in Eukaryota, Metazoa, Chordata, Actinopteri, Cypriniformes, Xenocyprididae.